UCGACUUUUCCCAUCGUGCAGUGUUCCUUUAAAAGGUUGAACUCGGCCGUCUACGGUCUACGAACACGGGACUGUUUUCCCAGUCGGCUCCGACUACCUCCCAGCAGUGACAUGGCACAGAGGCGGUGAUCCGUCAGCAGCAGCAUCCUGCACCAUGGACGCUCUCCGACAGCCGAGGCGGAGCGGAGCCUUCGCCGCACUUGACACCAUGAUGCCCGCGUGGAUCUUACUGAGCGCGGUGUCGGGACUGAAGGCGGAGGAGGGCGGAAUGGAAGAACUUACUACCGAGAAGGAGGCUGAGGAAAGUCACCGACAGGACAGCGUUAAUUUACUCACAUUCAUUUUGCUGCUGACCUUAACGAUUCUCACCAUAUGGCUCUUUAAGCACAGACGGGUCCGUUUCCUUCACGAAACCGGACUGGCAAUGAUUUACGGUUUGCUGGUAGGUGUGAUUCUGCGGUAUGGCAUCCCUGCCACCAGCUACCACAACAAGACACCCCCGAGCUGUUUGCUGAAGGAAGGACCUGUCAGCACCUUGCUGCUUAAUGUCAGCGGCAAGUUCUUUGAGUACACCCUCAAAGGCGAAAUCAACUCCAGAGAGAUUCACAAUGUGGAGCAGAAUGAUAUGCUGCGCAAGGUGACAUUUGACCCUGAAGUAUUCUUCAACAUAUUGCUGCCUCCAAUUAUUUUCCAUGCUGGGUACAGUCUAAAGAAGAGACACUUCUUCAGGAAUCUGGGCUCGAUCAUAACCUACGCCUUUCUUGGGACGGCCAUCUCAUGUUUUGUUAUUGGGAACCUGAUGUACGGCGUGGUCAAACUGAUGCAAGUGGUCGGACAGCUGACUGACAAGUUCUACUACACCGACUGCCUCUUCUUUGGUGCCAUCAUCUCGGCCACAGAUCCAGUGACGGUGUUGGCCAUAUUCAAUGAGCUCCACGCAGAUGGGGAUCUGUACGCUCUGCUGUUUGGGGAAAGCGUUAUGAAUGACGCAGUGGCCAUUGUGCUUUCCUCGUCUAUUGUGGCCUACCAGCCCAGUGGAGCAAACACACACAUGUUUGAUGCCUCAGCCUUCUUCAAGUCAGUGGGGGUUUUCCUGGGUAUUUUCAGCGGCUCCUUUGUGAUGGGUGCAGCCACAGGAGUCGUCACCGCUCUCGUCACCAAGUUCACCAAGCUGCACUGUUUCCCGUUGCUGGAGACGGCCCUCUUCUUCCUCAUGUCUUGGAGCACCUUCCUGCUAGCCGAAGCCUGCGGCUUCACAGGCGUUGUGGCCGUGCUGUUCUGUGGCAUCACGCAGGCUCACUACACCUACAACAACCUCUCUGCGGAGUCCACAAAACGCACCAAGCAGCUCUUCGAGGUCCUUCACUUCCUGGCUGAGAACUUCAUCUUCUCCUACAUGGGCUUGGCUCUGUUCACCUUCCAGAAUCACAUUUUCAGCCCUAUUUUCAUCAUAGGGGCUUUUCUUGCCAUAUUCGUUGGAAGAGCUUUCAACAUUUACCCGCUGUCCUUCCUUCUCAACCUCGGCAGAAGGCACAAGAUCAAAGGAAACUUCCAGCAUAUGAUGAUGUUUGCAGGUCUGCGUGGAGCGAUGGCGUUCGCUUUGGCCAUCCGGGACACGGCCACCUACGCCCGCCAGAUGAUGUUCACCACCACGCUGCUCAUUGUCUUCUUCACUGUCUGGGUGUUUGGCGGUGGGACGACACCCAUGCUGUCCUGGCUACAUAUCAGCGUUGGGGACAGCAAAGCAUUGCAGGAAGAGCGACGCCAGCAUGGAAAGUGGCAGUACUUCAGUGUUGGUGUGGACCCGGAUCAAGACCCAGGGCUAUGUGGAGACAGCUUCCAGGUCUUACAGGGGGAUGGCCCCCAGGCUGAAGGGCAAAGUAAAACCAAACAGGAGAGUGCGUGGCUCUUCAGACUGUGGUACACCUUUGAUCACAAUUACCUGAAGCCCAUUCUGACACACAGCGGCCCCCCUCUCACCUCCACGCUGCCCGCCUACUGUGGGCCCCUGGCGAGCUGUCUGACCAGCCCCCAGGCAUAUGAGAACCACGAGCAGCUGAGGGACCACGACUCUGACCUCCGUAACGACAGCGACCUGACAUUCACCUUCGGCGACACCGCCAUCACAGCCAACGGGGCGUCGGGCGGCGGCGCCGACGCAGCCGGAGGCUCAGGCUGGAGCGCCAACGGCAAAAGGAGCGGCAGCACCUCAGAAGAGGCGCUGGAGCGCGAGCUGGACUCCCGCGAGCAGGAGCUGCUGAGCCGCGGCACGCGCCUGGUUUUCCCCAUCGAGGAUCACAUCUGACCCCCGCCCUCCUUUUUGCCUGCACCGCCAACCCCCCUGACCUGACCCCCAGACCGCCUCGCCCCACAGCCCCCAACUCAUCUUGCGAGCAGAACGUCCAGUCCUUCAGACAAAAGACCGAGAGGAGAUGUGGGACUAGACAAGAGGGGGAGGGUUCCCUCCAGGCCCGGGAGCAGAGCUCAACGAGCAUUUCAUCCUCCAUUACAGAGCUGGAGUUUUUUUUUUGUUUUUGUUCUUUUUAAAUCUCCAGAAGACAUGUGUCCUCUAGAGCGUCAGGAGAAUUUUACUGAUGGUUUCCGAAACCGGAGGGACACCUUUAUGCAACAUGUGAGGACAAAAUAAAAUAUCCACAUGCCAGAUUCAGUCUGAAAAUGUUUCGCUGGAGUGGAAACGAAGAAGAGAAAAAAGGGCCUGGCAGCCCUCCCUCGCUCAUCAUGUGAUCUGAUCAGUUUCAGAGUACACCGCUGAGAAAAUGCUAAGUGGCUUCUCCACAAUCACACCCCAUUUCCAUGUAGAUGCAGAAAUGAGGCCACAACUUGAAUAGUUUAUCGAUCAGAGUUCUCUGGCAUAUUUGUACCAUUCAUCUGAAGCUGCUAACAGACCGGUGUUUGGGAUGUUUGUGAAGAUGUCCUUUGUUUCACACAAACACAUCUGUGUGGGGGAGACUGUGGCCUGUUAGAGAGCGGGGCAGUGAACGUGUCCCCCCCCUCUUAGCCUACACAGCCUGUCAAGAAUGUGAGCAUGUAAAUAGCUACAAUGCAGAGCUUUAUUCCUCUCUAGCGGGACCGCUUCUUUCAGUGCAUUACAUCCCGUGACUGUUACAAAUGUGAAUCAAGUCUUUGAACUGGAUCUUUUUCUGUGUGCUGGGCUGGUUUUCAUAACCAUGACAUGAACGAGGAAUGGAAGGGGUUGUGAUGCUAAUUGUAUUGUUUCUUAUGAGAUAAUGCUGGUUUCCUAAAACAGAUGUUCCCUCUGAGCAAUUUCAGCACUGUGAAAUAAAGAGCAGGUCUUCAUCAUAAUUUGGAACGCUUUGCAAAAAUUCUAUAUCCCCUACUGAUUUUGAAAAUAUUUAAAAGGAUCAGAUGCAUCCCUUUUAUUAAUAGGUAUUUUCAGUAUCAAUAAAUCCAGUGAGGAUUUUCUCUGUAAUCAAUUAGUUGUUCUGCCCCUGUUUUCCUAGAGGGGCAGGGUUUGGGGACGGUAUGUUUAGGGCCUAAUAGCAGGUCAACAGUAGAGUCCACAUAGAAGUGUUAUACAGCAUCUGAAAGGGGGGGGGACCUGAGGAUUGAUUUGACAUGAUUUGACCUUAGUAGAGUUUAGGAUUGCUCACUUAUGUAUCUUAAGUUGUUGCAGCAGUUUUUGAGUCAAUAAUUAUUUGUUUUUACAGAGUUGGUACACAAUUUUACCAUUUUGUACCACUCAAAGUAUUGAUUAAAAAGUAUCAGAAAUCCCUCCAAAAUACCACAUUAGGACACAAAGACCUUACGGAACACCAUAGCGUUUUUUUCUUGGGGGCUUUGAAUUUUUUAGGCCAUUGGAUGGGGAGCACUUCUGUUCUGGAAACCGCUCAGAAACCCCCUGAUGGUGAGUGCACCUAGGAAAGCCAUACAUCCUCUGAAGGCCAAACCGAGUUUUACGAGGCUGUGAGUAUCAAAGAGGUCAUGACGCGACAUUAUACACAGUGACACAAGUUUCAAUAAAUGGUCUCACUUAGUUGAAAUGGCUGCUAUGGGAUGUGUGAUGGUGUUAGUCCCCACCCCAGUCUCUCAUUAAAUCCACAAGAGUCUCAGCGCUCCAGUCACACCCAAUGUAUGCAAUUCCAAGAUGCAGAUUCCAGUAUGCAAAAAUAUUCAAAUACACCAUUUUAGAAUAGGCGAAAAUACCACAUUUAUACUGCAUGAGAAAAACUGCAUGGUUAUUGCCCAAACUGCAUGGGUUUAGCAUAAAGUGGACACAUAAAGGGGAGACUCGUGGGUACCCAUCGGACCUGUUUUCAUUCAUUUUCCUUUUAUUUGAUAGAGACAGUGGCUAGACAUAAAAGGGGGAGAUAGAGAUGGGGGAUGACACGCAGCAAAGGGCCGCUGCAGGACUCAGCCAUCAUGGGGCGCACGCUCUUACGGGGGGGGUAUCUUGAGGUGGGAGAUAAAGCGACCUAUUUGAAAAUGACCAUGCCAGUUUUUCCCUCGCGUCAACGUAGCCUAACUUUGGAGCAUUAUUUAGCCACCUUCCUGACAAGCUAUACUCCAUCAUUAAUAAGAUGCAUCUGAUCACAUUUUAACUUAAGUGUACCAACUUUCAGACAAGUACAACUUAACAAGAAGAGCAGCCAUUGAUGCAAAACACUGACCAGCAGAGAAUGAUAAAGAACGAUUGCACAUAACCUCACCGAGCAGUACUCACCCUGUACCUGCAUCAGCAGUGUUUAAAAAUGGUGUCUAUGGUGGCUGUCUACCUUAUGUAUUAACCUCUGUUAUAUAAUGCACUUAAACAGAAUGCUAAGAUGAGUUGGUAUCAUAAAUCACCAGUAGGCUACACAGGCCAUUUAUGGGAUUUUUUGUGUAUUAGUCUUUGUAAUAAUCUAGCGUCUCAUCUUAGUUCAUAGCUGUAUUAAUAAUGGAUGUAGAUUUCUAAUUUGUGCUGUCCUAUUCUUGUUUAAAGCCUUUCUUAAACGACUACAUUCUUAUCUGUCACCAUACAUUUUAAUUUUGCAAACACAAUCCCUUAGACUGACUUUGUAGUACAACACUUCUCAAACGUCUUUUGUGUAUGAUUAUGUCAGAGCAAUUGUUUUGGGGAAUUUAUUUUUCUGGUGGAGAGUUGAAUGAUAAAAGAAAUCCCUCUUCUCA
This is a messenger RNA of Etheostoma spectabile (orangethroat darter), 5148 nucleotides long. It is a transcript of the gene slc9a7, whose product is annotated as solute carrier family 9 member 7. Bases 155 to 2305 code for a protein of 716 amino acids. The record is from RefSeq and is a predicted model, not a curated record. Gene Ontology annotation, molecular function: potassium:proton antiporter activity; sodium:proton antiporter activity. NCBI's taxonomy places the organism in Eukaryota, Metazoa, Chordata, Actinopteri, Perciformes, Percidae. Gene Ontology annotation, cellular component: recycling endosome; plasma membrane. The transcript is spliced from 17 exons. Gene Ontology annotation, biological process: proton transmembrane transport; potassium ion transmembrane transport; sodium ion import across plasma membrane.